AUGGUGCAUCCUUACAAGGCCAUAUCUACUGGUGAUGCUUUAGCUGCAAUUCGGGACCGAGUUGAAAGAGGUCCCAUUAAGCUGACCCCAAUUGAAGAGCAUUACUUUAAGAAAUCAUUACUUAAAAAUGAAAUUCUCUCAGAAAUGAAUUCAAUGUCUCCAGAUUACAAUGAUACUUCAGGCUUACGUAGAUUCGGUCCGCCUUUUGUUCCAGCCGAUCCUCGGUAUUUGUUGCAAACAUCUGAUCAUUCAAUGCUAGAUCAAAUUUACACGAUGUCUGAAGCAAGUAUUGAAGUGUUUAGGAACCAAUUCCCAAUCCUUCGAUUCAUCUUCGAAAACUUCAUUAUUACUUUCCCUUUCAUUAAAAUCCAUUUACAAAAAUUAGGAGAUAGUGUGAUGGAUCAGUCCAAAUUCUGGUUGAAGAUCCAGAUAUUAUUUGAAUUAUUCAAGAGUAAAAGAAUUAGUAAUAGUAAUGAUAGAGGUACUACAAGCAAACGGAAGCUUCUAUUGUACAAAAUACAGGCAUUGUUUCUUGGCUUUUUCAAUUCUUCAAUUUAUGCCAUCCAAGACCCACAAUAUUUUGAAAUGGAUAAGGAACGAAGAGGUGCAUUGAAGAAACUAAAUAAAUUCGUUGAUACCGCCGAAGCAGAGACUAUGAAAAAAGGCGACUUGGGGAAGGAAGACCUCAACAAAUCCGAUGUUUUCUUAGAUAUGAGUGUUUCAUCAGAGGCAUUAUUGAACCAUUUAUCCGAUGUUGAGGAUGAUGAUUAUGUGAAUGGCUGGCAUGUUAAUGUUAUUGGAGUUUCUGUGGAAAACGAGACGAAGAAUACAUUCUGGGGUACAACUGAUGCAAAGUAUUACUGCUUUAUUGUUUAUGUGAAGCCCGAAGGUGGAAAGGGCUGGUUCAUAAAAAGAAGAUACUCGGAAUUUGCCAAGUUACAUGACCACUUGAAGAAAGAAAAUCCUGCAUGUCAUGUACCCGACUUACCUUCUAAAGAUAAGCAAUCAGUGGAAAUGAAUUUGAGUGAAAGUUUAGAUGAUAAGAAGAUUGACGCUAAUAGAUUAGUGGAUUUCGGUGAGAAUGCCAUUAUUGAUGAUGAAUUCAAUGAUAUUGAUGAAGAAAGUGUCGAAGCAUUAUUUGUCCAUGAAAGUCUACCAUCUCCAACAGCAAGUGUCAUGUCAAAUGGUUCUGGUUCUAACUCAGGCUCCACAAAAACACCAAAGGUUGGAUUUGGAGGGUUUUCUAAACCUAGUUUCCUGAAGUCUCCUAAAGGUUCACCUCGUAUGGAGAAGUCUAUUUUUAACGCUUUCAAAAAACACGAUAAUUCCACUUCGAAGAGUAAACCAAUGUCUCUAGCGCCUAAUUUAUCAUCACAUCAACGUACCGAUUCCGUGAAUAGCAACAAUUCGCAGCUUUCUGAUGGAUCAAUUGUAUCAUCAACAGAUGAUGCAACCUUUCAUUCUGUAAAUACAAGCUCUUCUAAAGUGAGCAAAAAGGGAAAUAUAGUGUUCCCACGUGAAAUUUUAAGACAGUCGUUGCGUGGAUUCUUGAAAUUUGUUAUACAUAAUAAAAAAUUGGCAAAAAGCAAAGAAUUAUAUGAGUUCCUUAAUGAAAAUCAUAUUCAGCUCACAGAUAGUGAUUUGACGGAUGCGCAGAAUCGCUUACAUCUAGAUCAUUUACGUACAGUUCAGCAUGUAAAAUUUCAAAGUGCAUUGAUUGGCAUCGUUAAAGUACUAGAGAAGGACGUUGAGAGUUUUAAAGAAGAAAUCUAUAACGGCGGUUUUAGUUAUGUUUUCGAUAAUAUCCAGAAAUAUGGAACAUUACAUGAACUUUGUGGAUACAGUCAUACCGAUUUGGAAAGAGUUACUUGGUUAAGUGCUAUUGGUGACGAUAUAACAACGGAUCCUGCGGCAGCACCCCUAAGAGGAUUGGUACGUAUACUAAUGCUAGAAAUAGCAAGUACACAAUAUGAAUUACUAAUAGGGAGUGACUCAGCAGCAAGUACAUUGAAAACUAUAAGAAGACUACACUCUAUGUUUCCUUACAGAUUAGUUGCCGGAGUUUUAAGAUUCACCAAUCCAUUGAUGAUGGUCAAAAGAAUGAUUGAUGUGUUUACAUAUCAAAUGCCAAGUGUAUCUAAUGGGAUGAAUGGUAUUGGUGAUGGAUUAAACGGUAUGAUGUCCGGCUUAGGUUUAGGAUGGAAGAAAGAUGAAAGGAAGGAGACUAAGAAGGCAGUUAACAAGUCGCUCUUCCAGAUGAUUUUCUCUAGUAUGUUAGGAGAUGAUAUCAAGAAGUUAGAGAAUGAGAAGUCUGAGGUUAAAAGUAUGUUAAAGGAAAGCCAUGAUGGCGAGACUAUCAUGCAACGGAUAGAUAAGUACUUUCAAAGCAAUGACGAAACUGUCUUACAUAUCAAGAAAAUGAGUUUGAAGAUGGGCAUUGACAUAAGUGUUGCAAUAAUGAUGCCAAACAAUGGAUUACAAGGAUGUGCAGAUCUUGGAACCACGGAUCUCUAUCAAAUUAUAAGAGAGUAUGGUAAGGAAAAAAGGCACAGUCAACUAGAAGAUGAAGAGGAAGACGAGGAUGAAGAAGGAGGAAAUGGGAAACUUGCGGCUUCGGCUUCAUUGUAUAAACUGUUACUAAGAUACUUUCAUAUUCAGUUGAGAUUGUUUGACAAGGAGAGUAUGAUUGAAUUAAUCAACGAACCCGAGCUGAUGAGUGUUGUUAAGGAGAUGAUAUCACUUUUACUUUCACCCUUGAUUGAUCUGUUCAAGAAGGCCGAAGUUUACAAGUAUGUCCCAAUUUUUGCCAAGUAUAUGGGGGAACUUCUAAACUUAUGCGAGCGGUACAGUGCGGACUACGGUGAGUUUGAGCGCAGUGAUGUAGUUAGUUCCUUAGUUGGAUUGGAGGAGAAAUACAGUGAAUAUUGCUAUAAGUUUGUGCGUGACUUGUACCUGAACGAUAUUGAACGGGGAUACGGCAAAAGCAAGAGAGAAGACAGGUUAUUUGAAGGUCUAGUUGAAUGGCUAAACAAAGUUGUUGCGUUUCUACGUUAUGUGAAGAAGGACAAACCCGAACUAAUGAUUGAUCUGAGCAAGAUGAUCAAUGGAUUGGACCUCGAUGUAGCCGAGAAGGUCAAACUACUUGCGGCAAUCGAGGAGUGUGUCAAGAGUGCCGAGAGAAAGCGGGUGCUUAUGGAGAAGAUGGAGCUACAGGGUAAGCUAGAAGGGGAAGAUGCCGUUACUGGCAAAGGGGAAGCAGAAAAAGAUUGGACUAGGAUGAUCAGGGACAAAAAGGUGGACGAACAAUGGGACGCCAUCCACGGGCGUAUACUACAGAUGGGGGAGAAAGUCACUGAGGGGGAAGGCGAUUCUGGGUUUGGCAUUUUCAAGAGCAUAGAAGUUGAUGAAUACGAUGAUGCAGACGCUGAAGAAAACAGUGCUACCACUUUGGAAGCGUGCCACUACAACGAGAAAGCCUUUCUUUCCCACUACAAUGCAAAUCUGUCCUCCAUUUUCAACCGCAAUGCGCCACCGUCGCAGCUCUAUGACGAACACAUGUUCGCGCCCGCCGUUUGUGGCGCAUUUAUGGAAGAAAUAUCUCCAAUAUUUUCCUCCUUUUCAUGCUGA
Molecule: messenger RNA, 3627 nt
Organism: Pichia kudriavzevii
Lineage: Eukaryota; Fungi; Ascomycota; Pichiomycetes; Pichiales; Pichiaceae
Exons: 1
Coding region: 1-3627 (1208 amino acids)
Molecular function (GO): phosphatidylinositol binding
Source: RefSeq, a predicted model, not a curated record